GCAGAGAACGUGGGGAAAUGCCGGGAAGUGGCUCAUAACCGUCUCAACCGCCACAUCGCUUCAACAAAAACCAAUCAACAGAAACCAUUAAUCUGCAAGUAGAAGCGCCUGCAUGCUCAAACAUGGCGUCGGAUAAACAUAGUGCACUGUAAGAGGAAACCAACAAUGGAAGAAAGUGGAUCACAGGAAGCUUUACGAAAAGGGCCAUGGAAAUUGGAGGAAGAUGAAGUGCUUUUGAAUCAUGUUAAGCGGUUCGGCCCCAGAGACUGGAGCUCCAUUCGAUCCAAAGGCCUUCUUCAGAGGACCGGCAAGUCCUGCCGUCUUCGUUGGGUCAAUAAACUCAGACCCAACUUGAAAAAUGGGUGUAAGUUCACGGCAGAGGAGGAAAGGGUAGUGAUAGAAUUGCAGGCACAGUUUGGGAACAAAUGGGCGAAGAUAGCGACUUACUUGCCCGGCCGAACCGAUAACGAUGUGAAGAAUUUUUGGAGUAGCAGGCAGAAGAGAUUGGCUAGGCUUCUGCAGAAUUCAACUACUCCUUCCAAAUUGCAGAGAAGCACUAGAAAAGAAAAGCCAGUCGAUUUUGAUGUUCCUUCCAUGGAGGCACCAAAGCUGAGCUGUGCAUCAGACGGGGAUGCAUCCUCAAGGCCAAUGUCGUGUUCAUCAUCUUUCAGCGCUGAUAAUGCUGAAGCUGUUGAUAUGUUCUGCUCGUUACCUGAUCUUUACAGACCCAAAUUACUUGGUUUUGGUCAAGACUUUGUUCAACCGGAAUUCAACCCAUUUCCGAUUACGAUCAAAUCCGAUCCACAAACCAAUUUCCACCCUCUGCCACUAGGUUCAACAUUUUCAUCUCAAGGACUACUCCAUGAUCCCAACAUUGAUGUUUUCCUUGAGCCUUUGGAUGUUUCUCAAUUAGAUAAUGAAGUACAGUUUCCGUUCGGGCUACAGUUUUACGAACCAAUGGGACGUUGCUCGAGUCAUGAUGUUGUAAGGGAGAAUGUUGAGAACCCAGAAAGCUUCUUCAAUGAGUUCCCUGCGGACAUAUUGGAUCAAAUAGAACUGCUUCCGAGCUCACCGGAGAACUGAUUCUUUUCCCCUUUCAUUUCUGUAAAAUGUUGGGAACUUUGGUUUGCAUCCUUAUCUGUGAAUGUCAAUUGGUGUCUUCAACUGAAUGUGUUUCUUUUCUCAUUUGAACUUGUAAAGUGAAAGGUAUUCGGAUUUCUUCCAUGUUUCUUUUGUGUUGCAACAAGUUUUAAGCAUAUAUCUAACCACUGAAUUUAUUAUAUUUUUCAA
Cucurbita pepo subsp. pepo (vegetable marrow) is the source of this 1290-nucleotide messenger RNA. RefSeq names its product transcription factor DUO1. The record is from RefSeq and is a predicted model, not a curated record. Lineage: Eukaryota; Viridiplantae; Streptophyta; Magnoliopsida; Cucurbitales; Cucurbitaceae.